AUGUCUUUAGAUAAGAUAAAACAUAUUGUUCUUGUCCUAUCGGGUAAGGGAGGUGUAGGGAAGUCGUCCGUAGCUACUCAGCUGGCACUCUCACUUUCUCUCGCAGGCAAGACAGUCGGCAUCCUUGAUGUUGAUCUGACAGGACCCUCUAUACCACGCAUGCUUGGUAUAGAAUCUGCAAAGGUUACCCAAGCUCCUGGUGGAUGGGUACCUGUGUCAGUACACGUUGCUGAUACCAACGCAAAUAUUGGGGCACUGACGUGCAUGAGUUUGGGAUUCUUGCUGCGGCAAAGAGGCGACGCAGUUGUGUGGCGUGGUCCAAAGAAGACAGCAAUGAUAAAGCAGUUUCUCUCAGAUGUUCUUUGGGGCGAAAUGGACUUCCUCCUGAUCGAUACACCACCAGGGACCUCUGAUGAACACAUCUCUCUAAUUGAGAACCUUUUGAAGAAUACCAACCCUACACAAAUGGCCGGUGCAGUUGUCGUCACAACACCGCAAGCUGUUGCUAUUGCGGACGUCAAAAAAGAGUUGAAUUUCUGCAUCAAGACUGGCGUGUCCGUCAUUGGUAUAGUGGAGAAUAUGUGUGGCUUUAUAUGUCCCAAUUGCUCUGAAUGCACAAACGUAUUUAGCUCUGGUGGAGGGAAGGCAAUGGCAGAAGAAUUCAAAGUCAGGUUCCUAGCAAGUGUGCCAAUUGAUCCACAACUUCUGCUAUUGGUUGAGACAGGGAAGAUUCCAGAGUAUCCAUCCGGGACUGUGGAUAGGAUUAAUAGUUUAAGCCCUUACAAAAAGGAGUGUAGUAGUUUAAUCCCCAAAGCUCCUGAACAGCUGGUCGAGAAGUACAAAGCGUGUCUUCUGAGUUCCAUCUUUGACGGUAUUACUCGAGAAAUUAUCAAAACUGUCGAAAACGCCGUUCCAAUUUUAUCUAAAUAA
Molecule: messenger RNA, 930 nt
Organism: Blumeria graminis f. sp. triticale
Lineage: Eukaryota; Fungi; Ascomycota; Leotiomycetes; Helotiales; Erysiphaceae
Source: the annotation of a GenBank genome assembly